AUGGGUUUCCAAACAUCGACGCCGAGAUUUGCCGGCAAAGAGACGAAGCUGCAUGACGAGGGCCGUCACCAGGAGGUUGAAGAGCACAAGCAGGACCUGUUGAAGAAGUCGAAGGAGGGAAAGGGUCACUGGAAGGACGAGCUGGCCUCUGACAGCGAGUCGAUUAUCAAGGCAGACCGCGGUGAGAUCGAGGCCUCGCAAGAGACCAUUGAAAAGCUGCAAAAGGAGACCGAGAAGCUGGCCCAGAAGAAGAAAUGA
Messenger RNA from Lasiodiplodia theobromae, 258 nucleotides. RefSeq names its product Mitochondrial carrier protein. The record is from RefSeq and is a predicted model, not a curated record. NCBI's taxonomy places the organism in Eukaryota, Fungi, Ascomycota, Dothideomycetes, Botryosphaeriales, Botryosphaeriaceae. The coding region runs from base 1 to 258 and encodes 85 amino acids. The transcript is spliced from 3 exons.